UGUGAGCGUUCACAUGUUUUUAGGUCGACCAUGGCAGCCGAGCUCGAUGUGGCGAACUUGUUUGUGAUUGCCGGAGCGACAUUGGCUAUUCCCAUCCUGGCCUUUCUGGCUUCCUUCCUUCUCUGGCCAUCUGUGUUAAUCAAAGUGUAUUAUUGGUACUGGAGGAGGACUUUGGGCCUGCAGGUACGCCAUGCAGACUGUGGCGGUUAUCGCUUCUGUUACUCCUACAGAGGGAGGCCCGGGAUGAGACCUUCCAUCCUGAUGCUUCAUGGCUUCUCUGCUCACAAAGACACAUGGCUGACUGUUGUCAAGUAUUUACCAAAACACCUGCACAUUGUCUGUGUGGACAUGCCUGGCCACGAAGGGACGACACGCACUAACUCAGAUGAUUAUUCCAUUCAGGGGCAGGUCAGAAGGAUCCAUCAGUUUGUGGAAACCAUUCGCUUAAACAGGAAGCCAUUCCAUUUGGUUGGAACCUCCAUGGGAGGAAAUGUAGCAGGGGUUUACGCAGCCUACUAUGCUUCAGAAAUCUGUAGCAUGACUCUCAUUUGUCCAGAUGGUGUAAGGCAUCCAUGUGAAACCAAAUUUGACAACCACCUGCAGGACCUUGAACACAGCAACUACACGCUGAACAUCCCGCUGAUCCCCGAGACAACCGAAGAGAUGGAGGACAUGUUCAGACUGUGUUCGCAUGUUCGCUUUAAAAUUCCUCAGCAGAUUCUUCAGGGACUGGUUGAUGUCCGGGAACCCCACAACUCAUUCUACCAAGAAGUAUUCAUGGAGAUUGUUGGUGAGAAAUCAAGAUAUGCCUUACAGGAACAUUUACAUCUUAUUACUUCACCUUUACAAGUCAUAUGGGGCAAACAAGAUCAGGUGGUAGAUGUCUCCGGAGCCACAGUCAUUUCAGAGAUGCUGCCUGGAUGUCGGGUGGACCUGCUGGAUAACUGUGGCCACUCCGUGGUGAUGGAAAAACCUUGUCGGACAGCCAAACUUAUCCUGGAAUUCAUUAUCUUGCAACAAAAUGCCAGGGGUGGCACAAAGAAAUCUUCUUGA
Menidia menidia (Atlantic silverside) is the source of this 1053-nucleotide messenger RNA. Lineage: Eukaryota; Metazoa; Chordata; Actinopteri; Atheriniformes; Atherinopsidae. The record is from the annotation of a GenBank genome assembly.